AUAACUUUAUAUCUAUGUUAAUUCAUAUUUUAAAACAGUAGGCUACUAUACACGGUUCAGGUAUAACUCCAAAUGCGCACGCAAAUAAACGCACAGCUGAUGUCACGAAGACUGACCUGCGCUUCAGUUUCGCUUUUGUUUCUCGUUUUCUGCACUUCAUAUAAAAGGCAGCGCAUGGAGCAUGUGCUCUUACUUUGAUGAAUAACUUUACGCUUUUGCUACUCGGAGGAGGACGGAGGAGAAUUAUGGAGAACUUUAGGCAGAUUCGUUUGGAUACAUCUUUACGCACACGCGCUCCACGCUGGAAAUAUUUACCAAUGAGGAGCAGGGUUUUUGACGCGGACACUGCAGGCUGUGACUGGAUGUGGAUUUAUUAUUACGCACUUUGGCUUUGAGACUCUAUAAACGCCCCGCACUGGAGACUGGGUGUUCUCGGGUGGAUACAAGUUUCACGCUGCACCUUUGUUUCUUCAGCUCUUCUGUUUUACCGGGGGCAGCGUGUGGAAGGAAUUAGAGCAGAGAUGGACCCAGGACCGAGCGGAGAUCAGGUAAAACCUCAGUUAUAUUCAUCAUGUUUGACUUUUACAAGUGUGUUCUUAAAGCAGCAGGUGAAGGCGGCUCCUCUGUGUCCUCAGGCCUCACACUGGAGCUCUGUGUCCUUAAAGAGUGACCACUCCAAAGAACUUCCUCCAGUCUUCAGUCCUGAGCCUGGACCUGCCUCACAUUCUCAGUCUGGACUCAGUGCUGUGUCCUUAAAGAGUGACCACUCCAAAGGAACACCUCCAGUCUUCAGUCCUGAGCCUGGACCUGCCUCACAAGGGCUGGACCCUGAGGACGUCGGCGCUUCGCUGGACGUCAUUUUCCCGAUUCUAGAGAAAAACGUCUUGAAGUUUGUCCAGCAGGAGCUGCAGAGGAUCCACAGGCUCCUGGCCUCAGAUUACCCAGAAUGCUCUGGGAGAGAGAAGGAACCGAGCACAGAGGUUCUGAACAUCACACUGGACUUCCUGAAGAGGAUGGACCAGGAGCGUCUGGCCCAGAGGCUGCAGCACAGGUGCUGUGUUGGAGUUUAUAGCAAUAAUCUGAAGACUCAUCUGCAGCAGAGAUUCAGCCGUGUGUUUGAGGGCGUGGCUAAAGCAGGAGACUCCGCCCCCCUGACCCAGAUCUACACAGAGCUCUACAUCACAGAGGGCGGAGCCUCAGAGGUCAACCAGGAACAUGAGGUCAGACACGUGGAGACGGCGUCCAGGAGACCGGCCGCUCCAGAGACCAUCAUCACAUGUGAAGAGCUCUUUAAACCCCGCCCACAUUCACCACAGCCAAUCAGACUGGUGCUGACGAAGGGCGUGGCCGGCGUGGGGAAAACAGUGCUGACUCAGAAGUUCAGUCUGGACUGGGCUGAAGGCCGGGCCCACCAGGACCUCCACCUGCUGUUCCCCUUCACUUUCAGAGAUCUGAACGUGCUCAGAGACACACAGUUCAGCCUGGUGGAGCUGCUGCACCACUUCUUCAGUCCAUCCAAACAUCUCUGCAGCUUCCAACAGCUCCAGGUGCUCUUCAUCUUUGACGGUCUGGACGAGUGCAGACUUCCUCUGGACUUCAGCCAAACCCGGGUCCUGACCGACCCCACAGAGUCCACCUCAGUGCACGUGCUGCUGGUGAACCUCAUCAGGGGGAGCCUGCUUCCCUCCGCUCUCCUCUGGAUAACCACGCGCCCCGCCGCGGCCAAUCAGAUCCCGGCAUGGUGCGUCUCCAUGGUGACAGAGGUGCGAGGGUUCACCGACCCACAGAAGGAGCAGUACUUCAGGAAGAGGUUCACAGACCAGGCCACAGCCGUCAUCUCCCACAUCAAGAGCGUCCGCAGCCUCCACAUCAUGAGCCACCUGCCGAUCUUCUGCUGGAUCCUCUCCACAGUUCUACAGAAGCUUCUGGAACAAACAGAGGAACCAGAGCUGCCCCGGACUCUCACACAGAUGUACAUCCACUUCCUGGUGGUGCAGCUUAAACAGAAGAAUGUCAAAUAUGAUGAGAAACUGGAGGCGGAUUCUACUUGGUCUCCUGAAAAUGAAGAGAUGGUGAAGUCUCUGGGAAAACUGGCCUUUGAGCAGCUGCAGAAAGGAAACCUGAUCUUCUACGAGAGUGACCUGAGCGAGUGUGGGCUGGACGCUGCAGCGGCCUCAGUGUACUCCGGAGUGUUCACACAGGUCUUUAGAGAGGAGCCAGGCCUGUACCAGGACAAGGUCUACUGCUUCAUCCAUCUGAGUGUGCAGGAGUUUCUGGCUGCUCUUCACGUCCAUCUGACCUUCUACAGCUCUGGAAAGAACCUGCUGGAGACACCUCACUCCUCUGACGGGAACCUGCUGUCUGUCAUAAAACCUAAAAGAACAAAAAAAACAAAAAAAACACACAUUUCAACACAAAAAACCUCCAUGUCACCAGACCCAGAGGAGAUUGAGGACUAUUCAGAUACAAAUGAUCACUUCUCAGGUGACUACUCCUUCAAAGCCCCUAAGGUCUUCUACCGCUUUGCUGUGGACCAGGCCUUACAGAGUCCAAAUGGACACCUGGACCUGUUCCUCCGAUUCCUCCUGGGGCUGUCUCUGUCGACCAAUCAGCACCUGCUGCAGGGUCUGGUGACUCACACAGGAAGUGGAUGGAGAAAUCAGAGGCUGCUGCACAGUCUGCGAACUGAUGCAGGGAGUCUGCAGACAAAUGUGGAGACAGUAAAGUACAUCAGACAGAAGCUGAAUGAGGGCGUGUCUGCAGAGAGAAGCCUGAACCUGCUCCACUGUCUGAACGAGCUGAACGACCACAGUCUGGUGCAGGAGAUACAGAAGGUCAUGAGUGAAGGACGUCUCUCUGAUAGAGACAUGUCUCCUGCUGAAUGGACGGCUCUGUGCUUCCUCUUACUGUUAUCAGACUCAGACCUGAAGGAGUUUAAUCUUCAUGAAUAUUGUGCUUCAGAGGACGUCCUCCUGAGGCUGCUGCCUCUUGUGAGAGUUUCAAAAACAGCUUUAUUAAAGCGUUGUCACCUCUCCUCUCGCUGCUGUGCUCCUCUGGCCUCAGUCCUCAGCUCCUCCAGUCUCACACAUCUGGAUCUCAGUGACAACGACGUCCAGGACUCAGGAGUGGAGCUGCUGUGUGCUGGGCUGAAGAGCGCCCCCUGCAGACUGGAGACGCUCAGUCUGUCUGGAUGUCUGGUGUCAGAGAGGGGCGGAGCUGCUCUGGCCUCAGCUCUGAGCUCCGCCUCCUCCCACCUCAGAGAGUUAGACCUGAGCUACAACCAUCCAGGACCCUCCACCGAGCUCCUGAUCGCUCUACGGGACGACCCACACCGCCCCCUGCAGUCUGUCAGGCUGAAGCCUUCAGGGGCCCAGUGGAUGACCCCAGGUCUCCACAAGUAUCACACUGACCUGACUCUGGAUCCAGACACAGUAAACGGGUUCCUGCAGCUCUCAGACGAUCAAAAGACCGUGACGUCAGUGAAAGAGGAGCAGCUCCGUCCGUUCUCUUCAGAGAGAUUUCAGUGGCCGCAGGUCCUGAGCUCCUCUCCUCUCAGAGGUCGUUGUUUUUGGGAGGUGGAGUGGAGCGGGGGCCUGGUGGAUGUUGCCGUUAGUUACAGAGGAAUCCAGCGCAGAGGAAAGAGAAGCGAGUGUGAGUUUGGGAGGGACCAUCAGUCCUGGUGUCUCAGAGUCUCUGUCAGUGGUUUCUCUGUUCGCCACAACAACCAUGAAACCGUCUUGUCCUCUAGCGCCCCCUCUGGACACUCCUCCAGGUCCUUCUCCUCGGGGCGGGUUGCUGUGCUCGUAGACUCUGAUUCUCUGUCCUUCUUUGACCUCUUUUCGGGGAGUCCAGUCCUUCUUCACACUUAUGAAACCAUCUUCACAGAGCCUGUGUUCGCAGGCUUCUGCCUCUGGAACCAUGGCACCUCUGUGACUCUGGUGGAUGUGAACAGCGCCACCAGGAGGAAACUACUGGUAAAACAUCAGACCCCGAACCCCAGGUUCACCUGAUUUAAACGUCUGAAUGUUCUGACAGAUCUGAGCUGUUUAAGAUCAGACAUGAAACUUCACUUGCACUUUUAUGGAUAUAAGUUGUGUUUACAGGACGUCAGCACAGAAUAGAAUCUCUAAACUGAGCUGAGACAGGUGAGACAGGUGAGACAGGUGAGACAGGUGAGACAGGUGAGACAGGUGAGACAGGUGAGAGUUGUGGUUCAUAUCUCUGUAAAUCUUGGGUCUAUGCACAUGAAACAAAAACUGGCACAAAGUUCAUCUUCUGGUUCAGUAUAAAGAAACAAAAGUGAAAUUGUGUUUUCACAAUCGCUUCAGAAAAACGAGUCGUUAUUUAACCCUAAAGACGUGAGCGUUUCAGGUGAAAAGACUUUAAAGUGACACGUGACAGAUUUGGAUGAUUCUCCAGUUCUGACUUAAGUUGUUGGGAUCAUUCUUUUUGUAAAUACACUUUAGUCAUCAAGAGGAAAAUUUGUGAAGAAAAGCUGAAAAUGUGUCUGGAGGUAAAAUAAAAAAAAAACACUAAAAAAUGGUCAAUGUAACGGCUGCUAAGUCUUCGUCAGGCUGUAUCCAAAGACCGGACACUAUGGAGUCAGUCAGCUUUACUCCCUCUGCAGUCUCCAACGUGCUGUGACAGACAUAAAUACUCUAAAUACUCUAUUAAUAUGUCUUCACAUUUCAGGCACUGGCUCCAUCUGCAGUCUCCAACGAGCUACUGAGAGGGGGACCACAGCGUUUACAUGUGACUCCCAACCAACCAUACAAACCACGCACGAAGAACACAACUAUUUUACAUUUACAUUAAGUACAGUGGAGUAAUUAUUUAGAGAAACAAAUGCGCAAUUUACAACUUUUGCAAAAAUAAAAUAAAAUAAAACAUACUUGUGACAGACAUAUAAAUACUUACAAUAUCAAGCUAACUUUCAUAAUCCAAAUAAAAUGAAAAAACUCAAAAUUUUGCAUAAAUACAAGAAAUGAUAUGUGUUCUUGUAUUUGUGCUAAAAGUACGUUGUUUUUGUGAAAUAUAUUCUUCUCAACCCAGACAGAACUCACCCUCUGCAGUCUCCAACGUGCUGCUGAGAGGGGAAGUUGAACUACCAAAAUAAAAUACACACGGGAGCAGGGCGCACUUCCAGUUUUCAAAAUAAAAUGUGAAAAUGAUCAAAUUCACAUAAAUUAUGAUUAAACAUAAAAUACAACCAGGAAACAGUAGCGUGCGCAUUUUUAACUUUGUUACAUAAAGUUUAUUAGUAAAGUCGAACCCUAAACUGAGUCUUAAAUAUUCAGGUACAGAACAGAAACCGUCAGAUCAACAUGACGCGUUUGUGGAGCCGAUAAUAAUGAGAAGGUUCAACAUUUGUGGAUCAGAAGUUUAGAGGAGAUUUUCUGUUUUUGAAAGAAAUCUCCCAUAGAGUUAAACAGGACCAGACUCAAACUCACAGUUAAUGGAACCAGACUCAAACUCACAGUUAAUGUGAACGGACCAGACUCAAACUCACAGUUAAUGGGAACGGACCAGACUCAAACUCACAGUUAAUGGGAACGGACCAGA
Boleophthalmus pectinirostris (great blue-spotted mudskipper) is the source of this 5562-nucleotide messenger RNA. RefSeq names its product NACHT, LRR and PYD domains-containing protein 12-like. The transcript has 10 exons. Gene Ontology annotation, molecular function: protein binding. The record is from RefSeq and is a predicted model, not a curated record. Bases 522 to 4010 code for a protein of 1162 amino acids. Lineage: Eukaryota; Metazoa; Chordata; Actinopteri; Gobiiformes; Gobiidae.